CAUAAAUAGUCACCUAUGCUUGCUGGGGUUGCCUCCUCCAUUCCUCAUAGAGCGGCAAACACAUUUGAGCCUGUCUUACUAGGUUUUCAACUUCCUAAAUAUAUCCGGGGAAAAAAGAAAAAAGAGGAAAUUGUGAUGGAUGGCACAAGACCUGAGCUACAUUUUGUGUUCAUGAACUAUGAUCCCGAAUACGAGCGCCUUCGAUCUAACAAAACAAAGAGAGGGGCGCACGAGCUGGAUUUGUACUUGAGUAGGAAACACGAGGAGGUUUUGGCCAAGAACCUGCAGGCGGGAACUUACAGGAAGACUCUCUCUUUGGUCAUUGUCGACGGUUUUGCUGUCGAGAUUACUGAUGAUCAGGCCAAUGUGCUUAGAUCUGCAGAAGAAGUGAGAAUCGUGGAGAAAAAUCAAGAACUUGCUUGAUGAUCGAUGCUGCUGGGGGAGAAAACUUAGUAGCGACGGAUUGCAACUUGGAAUCAUCCGUCGCAAUUAAUUAAUUUCUGAAAAAAGGAAAACUAAAGAAAAUGCUGGGCAAAAAGAUUGGGUAAAUGGAGGAAUUGUUGUAUGAGCGAUUGCUUAUUAUUUUGAGCAUGAAUGGUGUUAAAUAUUAUUUGUUUUA
Sesamum indicum (sesame) is the source of this 619-nucleotide messenger RNA. RefSeq lists its product as uncharacterized. The record is from RefSeq and is a predicted model, not a curated record. Lineage: Eukaryota; Viridiplantae; Streptophyta; Magnoliopsida; Lamiales; Pedaliaceae.